This is a messenger RNA of Ostertagia ostertagi, 450 nucleotides long. The record is from the annotation of a GenBank genome assembly. Lineage: Eukaryota; Metazoa; Nematoda; Chromadorea; Rhabditida; Trichostrongylidae.
AUCCCCCAAGUAAGCUACUCCUCGACUGGUGCUGAACUGAGCGAGAAGCCACGAUUCGCCUAUUUUUCCCGAGUGGUGCCUCCUGACAAUCUCCAAGCACAAGUGAUGGCACGAGUGAUUCGAGAAUUGGACUGGACGUAUGUGCAUGCUAUCGCCGAUACUGGUUCCUAUGGUGAACGCGGCAUGGAUUCGUUUCGAGCAGCUGCCACUGAGUUGGGGAUUUGCAUUGACGGAGAUGUGCACAAGAUCGGCCGACGAUGGACGGACAAGAAUUUUCGUGAUCUGUUAAUCCACAUGCAUCGAACUCGCAAGGCUCGUGGUGUGGUGAUGUUUGUCGACGAGGACAACCUGAAGCGAUUACUCCAUACUCUCGACAAAUUGAUCAAGGACGGCCACACGGAACUCGACAGGCAUUUUUGCUCUCGAAAAUACCACAUAAACAAGAAAUAA